Molecule: messenger RNA, 1010 nt
Organism: Suncus etruscus (white-toothed pygmy shrew)
Lineage: Eukaryota; Metazoa; Chordata; Mammalia; Eulipotyphla; Soricidae
Gene: RAP2A
Product: RAP2A, member of RAS oncogene family
Exons: 2
Coding region: 57-608 (183 amino acids)
Biological process (GO): negative regulation of cell migration; Rap protein signal transduction
Cellular component (GO): plasma membrane
Molecular function (GO): GTPase activity; GDP binding; GTP binding
Source: RefSeq, a predicted model, not a curated record
CCCGGGCGGAGGUCUAUGUCGCGGGCGGCGUGGGCGGCGGCGGCCGCGGAGGGACGAUGCGCGAGUACAAAGUGGUGGUGCUGGGCUCGGGCGGGGUCGGCAAAUCCGCCCUGACGGUGCAGUUCGUGACCGGCACGUUCAUCGAGAAAUACGACCCGACGAUCGAGGACUUCUACCGCAAGGAGAUCGAGGUGGACUCGUCGCCCUCGGUGCUGGAGAUCCUGGACACGGCGGGCACCGAGCAGUUCGCCUCCAUGCGGGACCUGUACAUCAAGAACGGCCAGGGCUUCAUCCUCGUCUACAGCCUGGUCAACCAGCAGAGCUUCCAGGACAUCAAGCCCAUGCGGGACCAGAUCAUCCGAGUCAAGCGGUAUGAGAAGGUGCCCGUCAUCUUGGUGGGGAACAAGGUGGAUCUGGAAAGCGAGCGGGAAGUGUCGGCCAACGAAGGCCGGGCCCUGGCCGAGGAGUGGGGCUGCCCCUUCAUGGAGACAUCGGCCAAGAGCAAGACCAUGGUGGACGAGCUCUUUGCGGAAAUCGUGCGGCAGAUGAACUACGCAGCGCAGCCCGACAAAGACGAUCCGUGCUGCUCUGCGUGUAACAUCCAAUAGCCCCGGCCGAGGCAGACCCCGGUCCCCGACAGGAGCGGCCCGGGACUGCAGGCAACGGCCGCCCGGCGCCACCACCGUCUUGUGGGCCUUGGAGUCGGGAAUGCAGGCGGGCGGGGGAAGCAGAUACCCCACGUUCUCCAGCGAGCCCUAAUCGCCAGCCCCUGGCUCCAAGGAACCGUGGGCCGUGGGGUUCGGUCCUCCCAGUUGUCACCAGCGCCCCCAGCCUCCUUUCUGCACCUGCAACUUGAAGGCACAGCCAAUGGAUCUACAGGGUGAUGGCUCUCCGUCGGGCCACGCUGGCAUUGUCACUGAAUUAGCAGAAGCAACUGUUGUUAGAAAGAAAGAAAAAGUAAUCAUGAGAGUGAAGCCAGAAGAAUUCCUAUGACCACUUACAAGUCAAAA